CGCCGCCAUGGACAAGUGACCAAAAGGCAAAGGCGACAGAUUUCUCGGCGAUUGUCUCAAGAGCAUCGUGAAAAUGUGGAGUUACAUAUGGAGGAAAUACGCAGAUUACAAGUACAACAAAUGGGAGAGGACACAACUCUGGGACAUGAUCGAGCCUUAUCGUCGACCAAAGACCUUCACUACUUUGAUCACUCUUUACGUCGCCGCUUUUUAUACAGGCGUCAUCGGCGCCGCCAUUACUGAGCAGCUCUACAAGGAGAAAUAUUGGGAAGAUCACCCAGGUGAGACAGUGCCUUUGAUGAAGCCAAAAUUCUAUCGGGGACCUUGGAGGGUCUUUCGUGGUGAGGCUUUGGCUCCAGACAAACCAACGAACCAGUGAAUGUGAUAAGUUGUCUUAUCGGAGAAUAUCGUCAAAGUAUUUCUCGGACUGGAUGUGCUGCUUGAUACGGUGUUAUGAUGAUUCGCUGGUGUAUAUCACAGAAAACCGGUGCUAUAUAAAACUUGUUCUAGAUUUGAGUUGUCCUUGUAGCUUAUAAUGUCUACUUACUCUUUUGAGAGUUGGAUUUUCUUGUUUCUUUACAAUGUUAAGGUUCUGUUGUGAGAAAUUUAA
This is a messenger RNA of Tarenaya hassleriana, 610 nucleotides long. RefSeq lists its product as uncharacterized. The coding region runs from base 74 to 379 and encodes 101 amino acids. The transcript has 2 exons. Lineage: Eukaryota; Viridiplantae; Streptophyta; Magnoliopsida; Brassicales; Cleomaceae. The record is from RefSeq and is a predicted model, not a curated record.